Molecule: messenger RNA, 540 nt
Organism: Neoarthrinium moseri
Lineage: Eukaryota; Fungi; Ascomycota; Sordariomycetes; Amphisphaeriales; Apiosporaceae
Exons: 2
Coding region: 1-540 (179 amino acids)
Source: RefSeq, a predicted model, not a curated record
AUGCAGCUGCUGUACAUGCUCGCCGCCUUUCUCCUGCCACUGGGCACAUCGGCUCAGGGAAGCCCAGAGAUGGACGCCUACUGGGACAUCAGCGACCUCAGCGCCGCAGCCGAGCCCCAUGGUAGCAGUGCCUACUUCGCCCUGACGCUGCACACGACCUCGGCGACCGCGCGCUGCGCCGGCACCGGCACCACGUACCAGGUGCUGGGCUCGCUGCCGCCGACCAACUGCACGCCGGCGCGCUUCUCCUUCUCGUGGACCGCGCUGCCGGGCGCCUUCCCCCUGUCGAGCGGCGGCGGCGGCGGCGGCGCCGUGCUGCGCAUUGCUGACGCCCGCCGACGCCAGCACGCCACGCGCCUCAUCCCCGCCGCCGAGAUCGUCUGGCGCAACGAGCGGCCCAACCCCAAUGGUCGCGUCCAGGUCUACGUCGGACCCCCGCGCUUCCGCGUCCCGGUCGUGGUGGCGGCGGCGGCCGGUGGGGAUGACGGUGGUGAGGAGGGCGCGGUGGGAGGGGUUUUGAGGAGGAUGGGGAGGGAGUGA